AUGCUCUACAAUGCCCUGAUUCGAACACACCACAUCACCUCGCGCAAGAAAGUCGCUGCCCUCAAACGCGCUGCCGACGUCCACCAAUGCUACGUGCUCUUGCGCUCCGGCGGCUGCCCGGGAAUUAUGUACGUCGAGGGCCGAGACAAAGUGCAGGUUGAGGGGUGGGUUGGGGUUGUGCGCAAAUUGCGAUAUAAGGAUUUUCAACUCGUCACACGGCCUGGUGCUUUGGAACCGGAGGGUGGACAGGGGGAGGGGAGGAAAGAGUUGGAUAUGGGGCUGGCCGAGGUUGAGAGUGUGAAGGAGUUUGGGAAUUGUAUGGAGAAGCGUGGAGUGUGGAAUUGGUGGAGAAAAGGGAUGGGGUAUGCUUGA
Messenger RNA from Penicillium cataractarum, 372 nucleotides. RefSeq lists its product as uncharacterized. The transcript has a single exon. Lineage: Eukaryota; Fungi; Ascomycota; Eurotiomycetes; Eurotiales; Aspergillaceae. The record is from RefSeq and is a predicted model, not a curated record. The coding region runs from base 1 to 372 and encodes 123 amino acids.